UGGCAGUGUCGCAAAUGGGCGUGGCGGACGAGGUCCGCGGGACGAAGCGCCGACGCCUCGAAACCAAUGGCUCAGCCGACGCAGCGACAGCUUUCGCGCAUGUGACGGCGGUAGCUUCACUGGCCACGACAGAGCUUGUCCCGCCUAGCGUGACCAGCGCCAGGCCGGCCGUGCCAAACCGCGUUGUGGCGCCGGCCGAUGGCGCACGCCAAGGAACUGCAUCAGCAAGAAAGCCGACCAAGGCCAAGCGACCCAAGGCUCCCAUACUGGUCGACAUGGCGGCGCUCGGUGGACCGUCGACGGCCUCCCUUCUCACGCGGCUCGAGAAGGUCGAAGCGACGCUCGACACGGUUCUAAAUGACCUCUUCCGGAAGCUCCCGACGCUCGUCGCCGACGCUGUGCAGACCAAAGUGACGGCCCAGGGCUCGGCCCAGCUUGACGGCGUGUUUCACGACUUGCGCAGCACGGUCGAGACGUGCAUGCAAGAGGCGCUGCAGAAACUUCGCCCGGAAUUUACUGCGCCCGCGGCCGCUACUGCACCGGUGCCAGCUUCAGCGGCACCGCCCUUGUCCUUGUCGACGCCGACUCAGACUCUACCGCCGCCCUCCUCGGUACCGCGGUUUGAGUGGGGUGGGCGUCUCCACCCGGUGCCGCACGACUUUAUGCUACCCAAGAUGACGGUCUUGCACCUGUGGCGCGCGUGGUUUAGCGGCGCUCCAGACUGCGGCAUGGUGCCGCUGCAGCAGCUCUCGACGCGCAACCUACCGGUACCUGCCGACGCGGCCCGGUUCUCCAAGGCGCGCCGGGUCGUCGCCUUCAUUGCAUCGAGCGGCGGUGCGCCGAGCCUCGUCAAGUUGGCCACGUCCGAGGCGUUGGCGCGCGAGAACGUGUUUGAAAUCGGCUGUCGCCGCGCGGCCGUGAAAUUUCGCGCCUUUUCUGCAAACCCGGACGCGGCGCUGCGCACGUUCCAGGACCUGAGCUACACGACGUGCUACGACGCCAUUCGAAAGCUAGAAAAGGCCGAUGCUCCUUUGGAAAAAGAGUAGUAUGUACAACAUGAUUACAUGCGACUAGAGUUGAUACU
Molecule: messenger RNA, 1084 nt
Organism: Saprolegnia diclina VS20
Lineage: Eukaryota; Oomycota; Saprolegniomycetes; Saprolegniales; Saprolegniaceae
Exons: 2
Coding region: 15-1046 (343 amino acids)
Source: RefSeq, a predicted model, not a curated record